AUGUCGACAGCGACUGGCUGUCGGCCACCGUGUGUGAUAGUUCCCACGGUGGCUUCGGCGAGCUUUGGGGAUGAUUCAACUUCCAGAGAGGACUGUCCAGCCGAGACCUUCCUUUCUGCACGGGAUGUUAUAGGCCCACUAGCUUUCGCCUGGUGGCGGUGCAGAGGUGGAGAUGGAGGUGUAAGUGGUGGUUAUAAUAAUGUCCUAGUGAUACCAAGUCUAAGUGGUGGUGGAGACAGUGGAGGUGGAGGUGGUGGGGGCAAAAGUGGAGAUUUUAAUCCCCUAGUGACACCUAGUCCAAGUGGUGGUGGAGGCGGCUGGGGUGGAAGUGGAGAUUUUAAUGCCCUAGUGACACCUAGUUCGAGUGGUGGUGGAGGCGGUAAGGGUAGAAGUGGAGAUUUUAAUGCCCUAAUGACACCUAAUUCGAGUGGUGGUGGAGGCGGCGGAGGUGGAGGCAGUAGGGGUGGAAGUGGAAGUUUUAAUGCCCUAGUGACACCUAGUCCGACUGAUGGUGGAGGCAGCUAG
This is a messenger RNA of Hevea brasiliensis (rubber tree), 525 nucleotides long. RefSeq names its product putative glycine-rich cell wall structural protein 1. Lineage: Eukaryota; Viridiplantae; Streptophyta; Magnoliopsida; Malpighiales; Euphorbiaceae. The transcript is spliced from 3 exons. The record is from RefSeq and is a predicted model, not a curated record. Bases 1 to 525 code for a protein of 174 amino acids.